Photinus pyralis (common eastern firefly) is the source of this 1069-nucleotide messenger RNA. RefSeq names its product 15-hydroxyprostaglandin dehydrogenase [NAD(+)]-like. Bases 127 to 891 code for a protein of 254 amino acids. The transcript has 5 exons. NCBI's taxonomy places the organism in Eukaryota, Metazoa, Arthropoda, Insecta, Coleoptera, Lampyridae. Gene Ontology annotation, cellular component: cytoplasm. Gene Ontology annotation, molecular function: oxidoreductase activity, acting on the CH-OH group of donors, NAD or NADP as acceptor. The record is from RefSeq and is a predicted model, not a curated record.
UUUUUUGAAUAAAUUUGAACGUUAAUACGUGGAAAAGACCUUCACAUAGAGUGUGGGGUCUAAUGUCAAAUAAAUAAAUAUACAUAUAACCUCGACCAGAAUAUGUGAACUCAGUCGGAGCAUAAUAUGAUUACCCGAAACUUCGUGAUAUUAUGGGUGGCACUUGGGAUUCCAAUUUGUGUUACGCCGCUCGAACUCAAUGGGAAAACGGCCUUGGUAACUGGAGGGUCGCGUGGUAUUGGAUUUGGAAUUGCGCGCGAUCUUUUGAGUAACGGAGUUCGGGGCGUAACACUGGUCAAUGUUAACAUCAACAAGGGGCAAAAUGCAGCGAAGUUACUCAACGAGGAGUUUGGCUACGGGAAGGCGAUCUUCAUUCCAGCGGAUGUUAGCGAUGGAGAUCAGUUAGAAAGUGCGUUUAAGAUUUCGGCACGCCAUUGGAACGGCUUGAACUUCGUCAUCAAUAACGCUGGAGUAGGUAAUGAGAAAAAUUGGAAGUCUGCAAUUGAUAUAAAUAUCGUUGGAACGCUUCAGGGAACUCUCUUGGGUAUCAAGUAUAUGAGUAAAAAUAGGGGAGGCCAAGGAGGCGUGGUCAUAAAUAUAUCUUCUACUCUUGCCAUAGAACCUGUUUUUAAUGGCCCCGUGUAUAGCGCAACUAAAAGUUUCAUCAACGCCCUUGGUCGAUCGUUGGGGCACCAGGUUUAUUACAAUUACAAUCAAGUGGGAAUCAUUACAAUUUGUCCAGGCUUAACAAAUACGGAACUGAAGGAUUCCCUUCAACAGGGGGUUUCGGAAAUGUUACAUCCUAAUCUUGUCGAUGAAGCUCCUAAAUACAAUCCGCCGCAUUUUUCAACUCGGUUUCCGACGUCUCCAGAGCGGUGGUGGAUAUUCUAAAAACAGGAAGUAACAGAAGCACUUGGAUUGUUGAAGAUGGCAAAUGGUAUGAGAUUGAAUAUCCCGAUAGAAACGCAAUGAGACUAACCCGUGUCUAAGAGAUAAUGCGGUUAUGGAGAAAGUGGUAGCUGUAAAGUUAAGAUGUAUUUAUAAUUAAAUGAAUCGAAAACCUUUGGAC